Lineus longissimus is the source of this 2053-nucleotide messenger RNA. RefSeq names its product melanopsin-like. Lineage: Eukaryota; Metazoa; Nemertea; Pilidiophora; Heteronemertea; Lineidae. The coding region runs from base 280 to 1299 and encodes 339 amino acids. Gene Ontology annotation, biological process: phototransduction; G protein-coupled receptor signaling pathway; cellular response to light stimulus. Gene Ontology annotation, molecular function: G protein-coupled photoreceptor activity. The record is from RefSeq and is a predicted model, not a curated record. Gene Ontology annotation, cellular component: plasma membrane. The transcript has 6 exons.
UAAUACAGCAUUGAAGCUAAUACUGGCUGAGAGAAUAUUCGUGAUGUUUAUGUGUUGUGCAAAGAAAAGUGGGAGAGAACGACUUUGUCCGUGACGUCAGGUUGAUCACAGCUCCCUGACUCAAGAUAUCCGUGAUCUUCCAGGAGAAUAUCCAGCAUAACCCAGUGGCAAGCAUCACGGCAAUCACGGAUUAUCUAUAACCGUGUGAGAAUCGUACAUUUAUGGAUAGAGACAGUAUUAACUAGGCGAUUGGAAAACUGGAGAUUGUUCAACUCUUGGAUGAUGACUGAGAUGGAGCAAUUAGUGUACCGGUACACGGAUCACUGGAAUGAUAGUAACAGUAAAAUUUCGAACAAUUUCGAGACGGGCAACGACUCUGUUCUUUUGAAUACUUCGGUACUCUAUUUCUUCGGAGGAUAUGUAGUGGUUGCAGCACUCAUUGGUACAGUGGGGAAUCUGAUGGUCAUCCUGGCUUUCUUUAAAUUCAAGAGGUUACAUAACAACUGCAAUAUUCUACUCGUCAACCUUGCAAUAGCAGAUGAACUGAUGGGGUUAGCAGGGAUGCCUAUGUCUACUAUAGCUUUCUAUAUGAAAACGUGGCCCUUCGGAGACAUCGGAUGUCAGAUCUACGGAUUCUUAUGCUUUUUAUUUGGUGCUGCCUCCAUGACAACGGUGUGUCUGCUUAGUAUUGAGAGGUACUACAGGUUGACCAAGGUAACGCAGUUUAAAGCAAAACACUGUGUGAUGCAGGUGGCGUUUAUAUGGUCCUACGCAUUCUUUUGGUCAGUAUGUCCGUUACUGGGGUGGAGCAGAUAUGAAUUUGAACCAUAUCAGCUUUCGUGUACAUUAGAUUGGUACAAUACGACUCCAGAGACGUUCUCGUUCGUUUUCUGUGCCUGUACUUUCGUGUUCUUCAUUCCGGUUGCUGUCAUGACAACAUUCUAUGUAAAACUAGUUGCUGUGAUUCGAGAAAAGCGGAGAGGUUUGGCCCGAUGGGCCAAUAAUGAUGAUGGCAAGAGAGAACAGCAAUUAACUGUGAUGACUGCUAUGCUGGUGGUGUGUUUCAUCGUGAUCUGGUCGCCGUAUGCCAUUCUUUCCUUCAUGGCCGCCUUCGGUGCUUUCACAUAUUCGUCACUGGAACUAUCAAUCGUGGCGCCAGUUCUUGCGAAAUCCGGAAUUUGCAUCAACCCCAUCAUCUACGGCUGCACUCAUCACCACUUCCGUCGAGCAUUUAGAGAAAUGUUAUGUGGAAAAACCGCCCCACGACAAGAUUCGUCAUUACAAAUGACAAAUCUGUAGCGCCAAAGUCCAAAAUGCUCUAUAUUAUCUUUUUAUACGGUCAAUUGAUAUUUGGAAUGAAACACCGUGCACAAGCAUGCUCUGCAGUAGUCGCAGCAAAUAAACCUGGUCUUUUCGUCAUCAGCGCAAAGCCUGGGAUUCUUAGAGCCGAAUUGACUACGAAUUCAGUGAUUGAGGGAAGAAACGAUUAUUUGUCAAUGACCUGAAAAUAAGACUAACAUUGUAGUUUUAUCUAUUCAACCAUGCCUUCUUUGAUAUCACCAGUUAACCUGCAACGAUAUGUAUCAAAUCAUAGAUGUACGUCGUAUUUACCGAUUCAUCUUUUCAAACUUGAGGUGCAAUGUAAUGAGGGAACAGUAACGCCAAUAAACUACAAAUUAGGCAAAUUUCAAAAUAGGCUCGGUAAAAAACGGGUACGAUUAGUCUCAGCGUGAUGUCUGGUUCGGGGUUUGUUUCGGUUCGAAGUCCAAUGCGGAGUGUGUGGCGGACGGAGUGCUUGCGAGAGUGUAUAUGCUGAUUUAUUGAUUUUGUUUGGUAUGAGAGAGAAUGCUUUGAGGCCAGUGAUGAACUCAGUUUCUGGAUAAUUAUACCCGACCAGAAUCAUUAAACUGAAAAUGAAUCUACAUCUUUGUCAAUAUUAACAUGUAAAUGUAUGUGUCGAUUUUGUUGAAGUUGCACUUGUAAAUCUUUGCGCGGUACUGGAGUUGUGUGCACCUCUUAAUUAAUCACUGCUCGAAUAGUUCAGUAUAUCCGA